Molecule: messenger RNA, 1254 nt
Organism: Melopsittacus undulatus (budgerigar)
Lineage: Eukaryota; Metazoa; Chordata; Aves; Psittaciformes; Psittaculidae
Gene: MTHFSD
Product: methenyltetrahydrofolate synthetase domain containing
Exons: 8
Coding region: 30-1235 (401 amino acids)
Cellular component (GO): cytoplasm
Molecular function (GO): RNA binding
Source: RefSeq, a predicted model, not a curated record
CUCCUCCCUCCGCCGCCGGUGCCGCCGCCAUGGAGGGGGGUGUGCAGCUGCGUGCGGGUGCCUCCAAGCGCGACAUCCGGCAGAAGGUGUGGGACUACCUGGAGGCCAGCGGCCUGGCCGAUGUCCCGCGGCCGGUUCACGGCCGCAUCCCCAACUUCAAGGGGUCUCACCAGGCUUGCUGCUCUAUUAGAGAGCUGGAUAUGUUCAUCAGAGCACGUGAGAUUAAAGUAGAUCCUGACAAACCUCUCGAAGGUGUUCGGCUAGCUGCGCUGCAGGCAAAGAAGACUUUGUUGGUUCCCGUGCCACGUCUGAGAAGUGGACUGUUCAAUAGGAUUGUUCCACCUCUAGGUGCAACUAAGGAGAUCCUGCGAAUAUGUGCUACAUCUCAAGGUAUAAAAGAAUACAGUGUGCCUGUAGGUCUUGAAGGGAAAGCACAAGUGGACUUGGUUGUUGUAGGAUCAGUGGCUGUCUCUGAAAAAGGCUGGAGAAUUGGAAAAGGGGAAGGUUAUGCAGACAUGGAGUAUGCGAUGAUGGUAUCAAUGGGUGCGGUGCAGGAGGAUACACCUGUAGUUACUAUUGUGCAUGACUGUCAGGUGGUUGACAUAGCAGAAGAACUUCUUGAUGAUCAUGAUUUAACUGUGGAUUAUAUACUCACUCCAACAAGAACUAUCAAGACCGAUUGCAAACGACCAAAGCCUCGGGGAAUAAUAUGGCAUAAGGUCACCUCUGAGAUGCUGGGAAAAAUCCCCAUCCUAAGGAGUCUUCACUACAAGGAGAAGCUGGCUGGCAAGGAUGUGACCCUCCAAGAUGCUCAUUCAGACUUGGCAAAUACCAAAAAGCCAGCAGCAUUAAAUCAGAGGGCAACGGCUGAAAAUAUAAGACAGCAGGCUGCUAUGGGCUCAGCCGAAAUAGGAAAACACUGUGUUGAAGGUGAUUCUUUAAGUCCCAGAUUAGAUGGAUCUGGCAGGAUUACUACCGUGUACCUGGGGAAUAUAUCUCCCAGUGUAAGAGUGAGCGAGCUGAAAUGUGCUUUAAGGGAAUUCCAUGUAACUCCUUUACGACUGAAUUGGCAAGGAGCACAGCACAGGGCUUUUCUCGAUUACAAGGAUAAACCAACCGCAGAGAGUGCUGUAUCCUCUUUGAAAGGCUUGAGCCUCGGGGGUUAUCCUUUACGAGUUGAGCUGGCCAAAAAUCAGAGAAGCAAAGGGCAAGUAGAAAUCAAUAGUCAGAAAUGAAUAUGAAUAGAGGGGGGGG